This is a messenger RNA of Pistacia vera, 1133 nucleotides long. RefSeq names its product mitogen-activated protein kinase kinase kinase 1-like. Gene Ontology annotation, molecular function: protein kinase activity; ATP binding. Bases 6 to 611 code for a protein of 201 amino acids. The record is from RefSeq and is a predicted model, not a curated record. Lineage: Eukaryota; Viridiplantae; Streptophyta; Magnoliopsida; Sapindales; Anacardiaceae. The transcript is spliced from 6 exons. Gene Ontology annotation, biological process: protein phosphorylation.
ACAAGAUGCUUUAUAUCUUCCUUGAGCUUGUAACAAAAGGUUCACUUGCAAAUCUCUAUCAAAAGUAUAAUUUGAGGGAUUCUCAGGUCUCUGCAUACACAAGGCAGAUCCUUAGUGGUUUAAAGUAUCUACACGAGCAAAAUGUGGUUCACAGGGAUAUAAAAUGUGCCAAUAUAUUGGUGGAUGCAAGUGGAUCUGUAAAACUUGCAGAUUUCGGACUGGCAAAGGCAACUAAAAUGAAUGACGUUAAAUCCUGCAAAGGGACUCCAUUCUGGAUGGCCCCUGAGGUUGUGAACUUAAAGAACCGUGGGUAUGGACUAGCAGCUGAUAUAUGGAGCCUCGGAUGCACGGUGCUGGAGAUGUUAACCCGUCAACCUCCAUACUCCAACUUGGAAGGCAUGCAAGCGUUAUUUAGGAUAGGCAGGGGCGUACCCCCUGAAGUACCUAUCUCACUAUCCAAAGAUGCCCGAGAUUUUAUCCUAAAAUGCUUACAAGUUAACCCAAAUGAGCGCCCUACUGCUGCACAAUUAUUGGACCAUCCAUUUUUGAAGAGGCCACUGCAAACUUCCCGGGGUCCUGCUUCUCCUCAUUAUAACAGCAGGCAGUCUUGAAAGCUUUCGAUCAACCUUUGGUGUACACAAGGAGUUGCAUCCUUUGUGCAUAGGUGUGACAAGGCCUGUUGCCAGUACUUUGAAAGCUCUUGAGAGUAUUUUAUGCUGCACAGGUGACAGAAGCGAAGCAUGUUUUAGCUGUUACAUCUACCUGUUGGCAAAUUUUUGGUAUUACAGAUUCAAAUGGUGCACUCUGGGAGAAGCUUUACUAGGCAUAGUUUCUGUCACACGACAGCAGAGCAUGAACUUGCUGUUGUGUCGAACCAAUGGGCAAUCAAGAUAGUGUGUGCACGAUUUCCGUGGAUUACCAAUUUCUCUCAGAUGAUUGAUGCGUAAAUUGGUUGCUCUCGUGUAGCUAAAACUUAGGUGUGUUUUCUGUUAUGAUUUCUUCUCAUUUUUCUCAUUGGGAUUAAAGUGUUGGAAGGGUCAAUUUUGUACCAGAGUAAUUGUAAAUUUCAGAUUGGUGUAAAUAACUUAGUUUGGAACAUUAUCAUUAUCAAUGAAAUGAAAUAUUGAAAUGUA